GUGAAAGAUCUGGCAACCAGAGCCUUGUCGGGCGUAGAGUGAGCUUGAGCAGUGCAGUGUGCAUCUGGAACUUGUCGCCAUCACGUUUGGUUCUGUGUGAAAACUAGCUCUUUUUAGACGUUCAGCAUGCCACGUUAAUGGACUCAUUUACGUGUCUCUGGGCUUUCCAAUGAAACGUUACUAUGUUAGGUGUCAGUAAAUGUGUGUAACGGUGUAGUUGUGUCAACUGUGUGUCAUUUCCAGCGUUGUCCGGACAGAAUAAUCUGGCGAUUUGCAGCAAGGUUAACCCAAGGAGCGGUUGGCUGCUUCUGAACGCUAACGCGAGUUAGCUUGCAAUUCCGCUCAGCAUUUGAGCUGACUUAAUCAGUGCAAAUCGGACUCUUGUUACUAAACUUUGUCGUGGCUACUGUCACUGACGGUGCUCUCUAGCUAAGGAAGCUAGCCGCAACUUCGCCGAGGAACCCAGAAGAUUUAUUUCCCCUUCUAUUUAGCUAACAAAGCUAAGAAAAAAAAUCAAGCUUGGUACCGGAGAAGAAAGUCUGUUAAACUGGAGCGGACACCGUCACAUUUCCGUCCUUUAACACGCCCGUCGCUGUACGGCUAAUCGUCGGUGUUGCACGGCCGGCCGCUCCGGGUGACCAGCCGACAUGUCUGAGGGCUCCGAGAGCAAGCAGGCCCCGGACACGGUCCAGGAAGCAAAGCCUGAGCCGAUGGCCGCUGCGACCGCCGCCGGUCAAGCCGUGUCGUCAGUGUCUCCACCCGUGUCCGUGGUGAACCAGCCGGCCGCCACGGAGGACGAGGAGGAAGAAAGCGAGGACGAGUCUGAGAUCUUGGAGGAGAGUCCGUGUGGACGCUGGCAGAAGCGCAGAGAGGAGGUGAAUCAACGAAAUGUCCCCGGCAUCGAUAACGCCUACUUGGCCAUGGACACUGAGGAGGGAGUUGAGGUGGUGUGGAAUGAAGUCAUGUUCUCAGAAAGGAAAAACUUCAAGUUACAAGAGGAAAAAGUCAAGGCGGUGUUUGACAAUUUAAUCCAGCUGGAGCAUUUGAACAUCGUCAAGUUCCACAAGUACUGGGCCGAUGUCAAAGAGAACAGAGCCCGGGUCAUCUUCAUCACGGAGUACAUGUCCUCCGGAAGUCUCAAACAGUUUCUGAAGAAGACAAAGAAGAAUCACAAGACCAUGAAUGAAAAGGCUUGGAAGCGCUGGUGCACACAGAUUCUGUCUGCUCUCAGCUACUUGCACUCAUGCGAGCCUCCCAUCAUCCACGGCAACCUGACCUGCGACACCAUCUUCAUCCAGCACAACGGCCUCAUCAAGAUCGGCUCGGUGGCUCCAGACACGAUUAACAACCACGUCAAAACAUGUCGGGAAGAGCAGAAGAGCCUUCAUUUCUUUGCUCCGGAAUAUGGAGCUGUUGCCAAUGUCACCACUGCCGUGGAUAUUUACUCCUUUGGAAUGUGCGCCUUAGAGAUGGCGGUGUUAGAAAUCCAGAGUAAUGGAGAUUCGUCGUAUGUUUCCCAAGAAGCCAUAAACAGUGCCAUUCAGUCCCUCGAGGACCCCUUGCAACGGGAAUUCAUCCAGAAGUGUCUGGAGGUGGACCCGGACAAGCGUCCCACAGCCAGGGAGCUCCUGUUUCACCAGGCCUUGUUCGAGGUGCCGCUGCUCAAGCUGCUGGCCGCCCACUGCAUCGUCAGCCACCAGCAUAUGAUUCCAGAGAACGCAUUAGAGGAGAUGACGAAGAACAUGGACCCCAACCUGGUGAUUGUGGAGGGGAAGGAGGGCAUUCAGAUGAAGCUGUCCCAGUUUCCUGCCCUUGAGCUGGACAAGUUCCUGGAGGACGUCAGGAAUGGGAUCUAUCCCUUGACGGCGUUUGGGAUUCCAUGUCCGCAACAACCUCAGCAGGAGGCGGUCAAGUCGCCCAUCGUGCCGCCCUCUGUCAAAACACCCACCCCGGAACCUGCAGAACUCGAGACCAGGAAGGUGAGAACUCGCCACGCAGCUCAUGCUCAGGAAGCCCUCGCUCGUCACCUCACGACGACGGCUGUCCCACAGGUGCUUCAGAUGCAGUGCAACAUUGAGCCCGUGGAUGAAGGCGCCAAGCAUCACCUGACUUUACUGCUCAAACUCGAGGACAAACUCAACCGACACUUGAGCUGCGACCUGUUACCAAACGAGAACGUGCAAGAGUUGGCUGUGGAGCUUGUUCAGCUCGGCUUCAUCAGUGAGGGCGAUCAGCCUCGUCUCGCGUGCGUUCUCGAAGAGGCCUUCUCCAAGUUCUACAGCCGCAACGGUUCCCUCAACCCCGUGACGGUCUCCUCGUAGCAGAGGACCCCUCACCCCCCACCCAGCAGAACCCUCCUUCCACAUCCCGGCUGCCGUCUCCCCCCCUCCUUGUACACAGAGGAGGAAAGCCUUGUUCUUGACUGCGCCUCCGCGCUGCAGUCUUUAUGUUCUGGUCGGACAACGCUGCCACUAAGUGGUUCUCUCUCUUUUAUUUUUUUUUUUGUUAAUUAUUUUGUUCUUCUUUCCCAACCAGUACAGCCAUCAAGCCUCAUCGCAACAAUAAAAAAAAAAUCACUCUGGCUUGUUUCUUUAACUUUAGUCAUGAAAUGUUUAACUGCGUAAAAGCAGUCUUUUUCCUUUCGUCAGUAUUAAAACUGUAUUUUUAUCAUUUUUACUGUUAAAUAACUGUCUACCCCACCCUCCACAUUGCGGAAGUGUUAAGUCUGCUUGUCGCCUCCUAUUUAAACUUGAUGGGCUGCUUUCCCGUCAAGCUCAAGACAAUUGGAGAAAGCUUGUCGUUUGUACAAGUCGAAAAUAUCCCAACUAUUUGUGUUUGACUGUAAUUCACUUCCAGCACUGUUGUGGCCGUUGCUUGUUCUGAAUGUAAGCUUCUAUUCACUCCUAUUUUCAUGCAACUUUCAGAACUUAAAAAAAAAA
Messenger RNA from Hippocampus comes (tiger tail seahorse), 2939 nucleotides. RefSeq names its product nuclear receptor binding protein 1 (gene nrbp1). The transcript is spliced from 17 exons. The record is from RefSeq and is a predicted model, not a curated record. NCBI's taxonomy places the organism in Eukaryota, Metazoa, Chordata, Actinopteri, Syngnathiformes, Syngnathidae. Bases 648 to 2321 code for a protein of 557 amino acids. Gene Ontology annotation, molecular function: ATP binding; protein kinase activity. Gene Ontology annotation, biological process: protein phosphorylation.